This is a messenger RNA of Acipenser ruthenus (sterlet), 2529 nucleotides long. Its product is annotated as HMG domain-containing protein 4-like. The coding region runs from base 316 to 2304 and encodes 662 amino acids. The record is from RefSeq and is a predicted model, not a curated record. The transcript is spliced from 13 exons. NCBI's taxonomy places the organism in Eukaryota, Metazoa, Chordata, Actinopteri, Acipenseriformes, Acipenseridae.
UUAAUCCCUGAGGCUGGUAUCGUGUUUAUAUCACAACACGCCGGAGUUGGCUUAACUAUUUUGAAUUAAAAAAUAGUCGGGUUUAUUGUGUGUUUAAUAAUAUGUGAGCAGCGGCUGGGUUCAGCGGUGUUGUUUUAAACGUUGCGUUAAUUUCGGGUUGAUUUUGGAGUUUACUCAGCGAAAAAUUUCAAGAGAUUUCGGAGGGAAGCUUCGCUAACUCCACUUGUAAAAUUAGUCCGCAGUUAGAGAGACUGCCGUAGAUAUUUGUGAUCGACACUAGACUUGCACAGCCGGGAGUUCCGUGGAUCUGACGUCAUGGCGUUCGAGGAGAUGAAGAAAAAAGGCGAGGGCGCUGUGCUGGAGUGCGGGGGGAUCGAGGAGGUGGGGCUUGUGGCGGGGCGGAGUCAGCGUGAGAAGAAGCGCUCGUACAAGGACCUGCUGCGGGAGGAGGAGGAGAUCGCAGCGCAGGUCCGCAAGUCAUCCAAGAAGAGAGGCAAGGACAGUGAGUUCUAUCUUGGGGGCGGAGACUCUCACAAGAAGAAGAAGAAGCAACAUUCCCCUGACGAGUUUUACUGUGGAGACUUCUCUCCAUCCCACCCCUCCAAAAAGAAGAAGCCGAAGCCUGCGCCCCCCCUCCCUCCCCCCUCCCUGCGGGACACAGACACAGCCAUGGGUCUCCUCAAAGCUAUCACCUCCCCGCUAGCCACUGGUUCAAAACCAGCCAGCACGGGGGGAGUGGCCGGGGGCGGGGCCGGGGGAGGAGGUGGGAGGAGUCACUCUCAUAAACCCGCCUACCCCCCUUCUCACAAACACAGCCACCACCACAGCAGCAAACAUGGCAGCAAGGGACCCCCCAAGCUGAGCCAGCGACCCCCCAAAAAACCAAGCAAGCAGGGAGAGGUCCCGAUGAAAGCCGGAGCCGAGGGGCUGAAAGUGAAGCUGAUCCUCUCCCCCAAAGAGAAAGGGGAAGGGGAGAGGGGGGCGGGGCUGGGGUACCCGUCCCCUCACAGCGGGGGGAACCCCAAGAAGUCCCUGAAGAAGCUGAGCAGAGACGGGGGGGCAGCGGGGGGAGGAGGAGGAGGAGGAGGGGGGGUCGCCACGGUGCUGGUGAGCAAGACAGUGAAGAAGAAACACACCAAGGAACCCCUGCCAGCCGUGGGAGAGGAGAUAGAGGUGGAAGGCAGGUUUGAGCCCGGGUUCUAUGGGGACGUGUCUGGUCUGGGGGUGCUGAGUCAGGGGGUCCCCCUGGCGGAGUCGGGCUCCUCCUCGGGGGGCGAGCUGGAGGCCGGGGAGCUGGUGAUCGACGACUCGUACAGAGAGGUGCACAGCAGCAGCAGCGGCAACAAGAAGAAGAAGAAAUCGAAGAAGAGCAAGAAGAAGAAAGAGAGGGAGCGAGAGAAGGAGAGAGGAGAGAAGCACAAAGGAGAGAGGAAGCACAGCAAGAAGACCUCCGGCCUGGGCCACGCCCCCGGACACGCCCCUCCCACCGGCGCCAGUCUGCUCUCUCCCGGACACGCCCACUCCCUCGGCACGCCCAAUCACGGGGCAGCAGGGGGAGGGGUCUACCCCGGAGCCACGCCCACCUCUGGCUCAGGGGGCGGAGUCUAUCUGAUGGCCCCGCCCACUGCCUUCUCACACCAUGCUGGGGAAUCGCAGAGCGAGGCAAAGAAGAAGAAGAAAGUGAAGGAAGAGAAGGAUGAGAAAGAGAAGCCCAGGAAGAAGAACAUGACGGCUUACCAGGUGUUCUGUAAAGAGUAUCGAGUGAACAUCAACGCAGAGCAGCCCGGACUGGUGUUCGGAGAGCUGAGUCGGAAGUUGGCCGAUGUUUGGAAGCAGCUCCCAGAGAAAGACAAGCUGGUGUGGAAGCAGAAGGCUCAGUACCUGCAGCACAAACAGAACAAAGCCGAGGCGACCACUGUGAAGAGAAAGAGCGCCGGCUCCGAGGGGGGCGCCCCCAAAACUAAAGGCCCUUCCUCCCGCGUGGCCACGCCCCACAGGAAGUCCCCGUCGGGGGGCGUGUCUCUCUCUCUCUCGCCCGCCCGUCUGCCCGAGUCCGACCCCAUCGAUGUGGCGGCUCACCUGCAGCUCCUGGGAGAGUCUCUGAGUCUCAUCGGACACAGACUGCAAGAGACUGAGGGCAUGGUGGCCGUGUCGGGCAGUCUCUCAGUGUUGCUGGACUCGAUCCUGUGUGCUCUCGGGCCCCUCACCUGCCUCACCUCACACGUGCCGGAGAUCAACGGCUGCCCCAAACCAGUGCUGUCGAACACUCUGGACAACGUUGCGUACGUGAUGCCUGGUCUCUGACAGCAGGGGCUGAUGGGAUAGCUCCUGUCCUCCCAGCCUCUCUGUCUCUCUCUUUUUUUAAUAUCCUGCACAGAGAGACACGGAGAGACUCCUCCUCUUCUUACUCUGAAACUUCAAAGACAGGCUUGGAUUUUUACACAACGAUUUCAAACCCUUUCCUUUCAUUCAUUUUUAUUUUUUUGUUUGGGUUUUUUAAAUAAAAAUGUUUUUUUUAAAAUAAAUAAA